UAACAAAAAAUCCAACAAAAAAAACAAAAUGUCCCAACCGACAACAAAUCGUUGCACUGCCAAUGACAAUGAGGCGCCACCUAUGAAGAAGGAGGAUGGGGAGGAGACGGAAGCCGAGGAGGCGGCUUCUGGCCCAGUGCGUUAUUUGCAUGUGGGGGGACGUCAUCGACGGAGCAUUUCACAGCUGAUGGCAAGCAUGGCUGUACACCCUGCCGAUGAUGUGUAUAGGCCAACUCACUAUGUUGGCUAUGUAAAUCCUGGCUAUGAUAAUAUAUUAGACAAUUCCUACCUCUUUGCACAAUUUGAGGCUGCCGCCGCCAUGGCCGAUGCUCAGAAUGGUGCCUCAGCUUUGCCCCCCUAUGCCAAUCAUUCGACACCGCGACCGUAUCGAAUGGAUGAGUAUAAUGAUGACGUUUUCGAGGAUUGCACCGACGAGGCUGUCGUUGAAGAGGAUGAUCAAGACGACCAGGAGGAGCAAGAUCGUCAUAAUCGAUGUUUACCUGAAUUUCAAUUCUCUCUAGUCGAUUCGGAGUAUGAUGAAACGUUAGAGUUUCCCGAUUCGGUGACAAUAUUAUCCAAUGUGGGUGAUAAACCAGUUCUGGUCGAACGUAAAGAGACUGAUGACGAUGAUGAGGAAUAUUAUGAUGAUGAGAAUAGUGUGGUAAUACGGCAGGAGAUACCAUUUCCCAGCAUUUAUGGGCCCAGUGUUAAGUUUAACUCGUUUCAACGCAAGGUCUUCAUUCCGGGACGUGAGAUUCAUGUGAGAAUUGUUGAUACCGAUCGGACGGUGACAACGCAUUUGCUGAAUCCCAAUCUAUAUACCAUUGAACUUACCCAUGGACCCUUCAAGUGGACCAUCAAGCGACGUUACAAGCAUUUCAAUUCACUGCAUCAGCAAUUGAGUUUCUUUCGCACUUCCCUCAAUAUACCCUUCCCAAGUCGUAGUCACAAGGAGAAAAGGACUACUCUGAAGGCCGCUGCGUGUACAAUGGCCGACGAGUCAACGCUGAAAGAUCUGUCAGCUCACACCAAGAUCAAGCACAUGACCUUGCCCCAAAAUAAUAAUAAUUCGAGUGGUGAAGCAGUCUCAGUGAUAACAAAUCCUCCCAUACACAGUUUGAUUUUGGCCAACUUUACUCCUCGACGUAGUCAGCGUAAGCCAAAGAAGAAGAAACGGAAACUGCCACGCUUCCCCAAUCGCCCGGAGAGUUUGGUCACUGUCGAGAACAUGGCUGUGCGCAUCAAGCAAUUGGAGGAUUAUCUUUAUAAUCUGCUGAACAUAAGUUUAUAUCGUUAUCAUCAUGAGACGUUAAACUUUGUGGAGGUUUCGAAUGUGUCCUUUGUCUCGGGACUGGGCAUCAAGGGCAAGGAGGGUGUAAUACUCAAGAGGACGGGCUCAACACGUCCCGGACAGGCGGGUUGCAACUUUUUCGGGUGCUUCCAAAAGAAUUGUUGCAUUCGCUGCAAUUACUUCUGCUCGGAUGUGGUGUGUGGCACUUGGAGAAAUCGUUGGUUUUUUGUAAAGGAGACCUGCUUUGGUUACAUACGACCCACCGAUGGCAGUAUACGUGCCGUGAUCCUCUUCGAUCAGGGUUUCGAUGUCUCGACGGGCAUCUAUCAGACGGGCAUGCGGAAGGGCCUACAAAUUCUCACCAAUAAUCGGCAUAUUGUCUUGAAAUGUUGGACAAGACGCAAAUGCAAAGAAUGGAUGCAAUAUCUGAAGCAAACAGCUCACUCCUAUGCCAGAGAUUUCACCUGUCCCAAUCCGCAUAUGUCGUAUGCGCCCAUGAGGGCGAAUACCCAAGCCUCUUGGUACGUAGACGGCGCCCAGUAUAUGGCCGCCGUGGCUGAUGGCUUGGAGGCAGCCAGUGAGGAGAUCUACAUAGCCGACUGGUGGCUGAGUCCCGAGAUCUAUAUGAAGAGACCAGCUCUCGAUGGGGACUACUGGCGGCUGGACAAGAUAUUGUUACGCAAAGCGGAACAGGGUGUUAGGGUCUUUGUUUUGCUCUACAAAGAGGUGGAAAUGGCUUUGGGCAUCAACAGUUAUUACAGCAAAUCCACUCUGGCCAAGCAUGAGAAUAUUAAGGUCAUGCGUCAUCCGGAUCAUGCCAGGGGAGGCAUUCUAUUGUGGGCCCAUCAUGAGAAAAUUGUCGUUAUUGAUCAGACUUAUGCCUUUAUGGGUGGCAUUGAUCUUUGCUACGGGCGUUGGGAUGAUCAUCAUCAUCGCUUAACCGAUUUGGGCAGCGUUUCAACAUCCUCGGCAUCGGGAAGCGCUCGUCGUACUCCAACCAUUUGCAACAACAACAAAGACGAUGCCGAUUCGGCAUUUGGUUCACGCAAAUCAUCACGCAACACCCACUACGAUACCACAGCCAAGGGACAGGCGCCCUUGCCACCAACAGUUGGCAUAGAAUUGCGCACCCUCAAGCCCGGCGAUCGUCUCCUUAUGCCUGAAUUACUCUCGGCUGCCUCAAGCGAUUUGAGCCCAGAUUCCACUGAUCUGGAGGGCAUUAAAUUGAAUACACCCGAAAUGGAGCGAAAAAAUAUGUUGGAUCGUCUCAAGAACAACGCCAUGAAGGGGGCAAGAAAGGGCAAGGAUUUUAUGCAACGUUUGGGUGGCGGCAACUCAAGUGGUGAGGAAGAUAAUGCCGAGAAUGUCUACACCAUAGACACAGUGGAUGCCACCGCCACGAAGGUGGAAGCAACUGCUUCCACUUCGGCGGCCAAUAAUGCACAAAUACUCAGUGAAUUCUAUGGCCAGGCUAAGUAUUGGUUUGGCAAGGACUAUUCCAAUUUCAUACUCAAAGAUUGGAUGAAUCUGAAUGCACCCUUUGUGGACAUAAUAGAUCGCACCACCACACCUCGGAUGCCCUGGCAUGAUGUGGGCAUGUGUGUGGUGGGUGCCUCAGCCAGAGAUGUGGCCAGACAUUUUAUACAGCGUUGGAAUGCAAUGAAAUUGGAAAAGUUGCGAGAUAAUACCAAGUUCCCAUACCUCAUGCCCAAGAGUUAUCAUCAGAUCAGAUUGAAUUCCAAUCUGCAGCAAUUGCAGCAGCGGCGUCAACAGAGGGUCACGUGUCAGCUUCUGCGUAGUGUCUCCGCCUGGAGUUGCGGCUUCAUCGAGGGGGAUUUGGUGGAGCAAAGCAUACAUGAUGCCUACAUCGAGACCAUAACAAAGGCCCAGCAUUAUGUGUAUAUAGAGAAUCAGUUCUUUAUAACCAUGCAAUUGGGCAUGGGUGUGCCCGGGGCCUAUAACAAUGUGCGGAAUCAAAUUGGCGAGACACUUUUCAAGCGCAUUGUGAGGGCUCACAGGGAACGACGAACAUUUAGGGUCUUUGUGAUUAUGCCUCUACUGCCAGGUUUCGAAGGAGAUGUGGGUGGAAGCACGGGCAUAGCUGUGAGGGCCAUUACACACUGGAAUUAUGCCUCCAUAUCCAGGGGACGCACUGCCAUUUUAACACGUUUGCAGGAGGCGGGAGUUUCAGAGCCACAAAACUAUAUAUCAUUCCAUAGUUUACGAAAUCAUUCCUAUCUGAAUAAUAAUCCCAUUACGGAACUAAUAUAUGUGCAUUCCAAGCUGCUGAUAGUCGAUGAUCGUGUGGUUAUUUGUGGUUCAGCCAAUAUCAAUGAUCGUUCAAUGAUUGGCAAAAGAGAUUCGGAGAUAGCGGCUCUCAUAAUGGAUGAGGAAUACGAAGAUGGUCGCAUGAAUGGCCGAAAAUAUCCAAGUGGCAUCUUUGCAGGACGUCUGCGAAAGUAUCUCUUCAAAGAGCAUUUGGGUCUUUUGGAAGAAGGUGCCUCCCGUUUGAAUUUGGAUAUUAGUGAUCCGGUUUGUGAUAAAUUUUGGCAUGGCACUUGGAGACACAUUUCCACCAAGAACACUGAGAUUUACGAUGAGGUAUUCAAGUGCAUACCCACUGAUGCAGUCACAACAUUUGCAAGUUUGCGUAAAUAUCAAGAAGAACCACCUUUGGCCAAAGUUGAGCCAGAAAAGGCAGCCAAACGUGCCAAUGAAAUUCAGGGUUACCUGGUCAAUUUACCUUUGGAGUUCCUCAACAAAGAAGUCCUUACACCACCCGGUACAAGCAAAGAGGGCCUUCUACCUCCUUCUGUAUGGACAUAGUCUGCCAAAUGUCUUUAAGACAAAAAUACAACUAGAUUUUCUUUUUAAAUUCUAAUAUAUGAGGUCUCGCGGUCUUAGAUUAAGUUUUUUUUUACCCACCAAAUGCGCUUAAAACUUUUCAAGUUAUUAUUGCCAAGUCAGAAAUGUUUAUAUAUUUUUUUUGUAUAUACUUACAAUUACACUUUUUUGCCUUUAUUAUAUUAUAGUUAAUUUAUUUUACGGUAAUGUCAAUGUCCCCCUAUUAUAUUUAAGUCAUAAUUUGUUAAUUUAUUUCGUAAGAAAACGAAUGUUUAAAAUCAGUAUUUUAGACAAUUUACACACACCCAGAAAAAAAAAGAUAAGAAAAACCUAUGAAGAUUAAAA
Drosophila willistoni is the source of this 4480-nucleotide messenger RNA. It is a transcript of the gene Pld, whose product is annotated as phospholipase D2. Lineage: Eukaryota; Metazoa; Arthropoda; Insecta; Diptera; Drosophilidae. The record is from RefSeq and is a predicted model, not a curated record. Bases 29 to 4117 code for a protein of 1362 amino acids. The transcript has 9 exons. Gene Ontology annotation, biological process: intracellular signal transduction; cell motility; phosphatidic acid biosynthetic process. Gene Ontology annotation, molecular function: phosphatidylinositol binding; D-type glycerophospholipase activity.